This is a messenger RNA of Xenia sp. Carnegie-2017, 1759 nucleotides long. RefSeq lists its product as uncharacterized. The transcript is spliced from 3 exons. Bases 2 to 1483 code for a protein of 493 amino acids. Gene Ontology annotation, cellular component: SCF ubiquitin ligase complex. Gene Ontology annotation, biological process: SCF-dependent proteasomal ubiquitin-dependent protein catabolic process. NCBI's taxonomy places the organism in Eukaryota, Metazoa, Cnidaria, Anthozoa, Malacalcyonacea, Xeniidae. The record is from RefSeq and is a predicted model, not a curated record.
UAUGGCGGAAUUUUUAAAAUUUCGACUGAAAAAUUUGUGCUCAAAUGUUUUGGCCAAAACAAUAUCGAUAUGGUGUGUAGAUCAUGAAAAUAAAAACAACAGUAUCUUCCCAGCAGAUUUAUCGCUUUUACCCGAUGAAACUGUGCAUUUCAUUUUGAGCAUGGCAGAAAGUCAAGGGAUUUUAACGUCUAAAUUUUUGUCUACACUCAUCCAUGAGAAGAUGACAAUUUUAUGCAUUGGUAAAUAUUCAACGUUUCUAACAGAUGAUGUUUUACAACAAAUGUCAUGCAAGAACCUAGUUAGUUUGAAUCUUCGUGGUUGCAAUGGGGUUUCAUCGCAAUGCAUCGUAGGGUUUGUCAGAAAUUGUUGCAAUUUGAAAAAUUUGUACUUGGAAUCCUGCUCUCAUGUUGUGGACGACACCAUUGAAAGUCUAGUUCAGCAAGCAGAGGCAUUUGUAGAACCAUCAAUAAUCGCUAAUCUGAAUUUAUCAUCGACAAAUGUUACAACAAAAACUCUGUGGUUUCUACUAAAUAGUAUUCCCUCUCUUGUUUCUUUAUCUUUCCAAAACAUAAGAGACGUAGACUCUUGCACUCUACGUCGAAAAGAUAACAUCUCUUCUUGUAAUUUGAAGUUCUUGGACAUGCUUCGUACGCCGUACAAUGAGCUGUUGCAUGUGGUUCAAGUCUGUACAAAUAUUCUUCAUUUAAAGUUAGACAUAUCUUCUUGCAUUAGAAAUGAUGAUGUUAAGUUAUUGGAGGAAGAAUUAGCAAAGCAUAGUGAGCUUAAACAUCUUGAACUCAGCAAGUCUGAUGAUUGCAAGGUCGGAAAAUCCAUGUACGUAUUUAAUCUUCCAAAGUUGAUGACUCGACAACUUCAAUCUCUUCAGCUAACUGGUCCCAUAAGUUUAUACAUGUUGAACUUUUCACCUCAAAAACAUAACGUUUUGUCUCGAAUCAUUUUACGUGGUUGUUUAAUAGUUCAGCCAAUUCUUUCCACAUCAAAUCCUGGCGCGAAUACGAUCAUAUUAAGUGAUUUUGUUCCAACGCUGCAAUCAAUCCAACUAGAUUUUACUAAAUUCAAGGACGUCUCUCUUGAAGAAAAGCAAGAAAUUAUACGUCAACUACUCGUUUCACAUUCGCAACUUCACGAGCUUUCUUUGAUAUCAGUUCCCAUUGAUGAGGAAACGCUGCUUGACGUUCUUCGAAGUUCCACUGGUUCUCAGCUCGAAAAGCUGACAAUUUCAUGUUAUGAUAACAUUACUUGGAAAUCUAUGAAUGCUAUAGGAGAGUUUUGCCCAAAGUUGAAAUGGUUGCAACUCUUCCACUGUUGGAUUAUAAAUAGUUAUCAAGUUCGUCAAUUCAACGAACAUAUGAAAACUAAGGGUAGGGAACUUGAUGUGGUGACGCUAGAUUUCACGAAUAACUGCUACGAUUUCAAUAGUUCGGAGUGGAGGGAAUUUUGUUUUUUGGAAAUAUAUGAUUGAAGGAACUUUUACAUCAUGGAAAAUGAUUGUGCUAGAAGACAUUCUUUCAAGAAUUUUCUUCGUUGAAAUAUGCUUCAUGACAAGAACUCAUCAGACGCGAGCUGAUCAGAAGGUGGUUUUCUGCCAUCAAAAAUUAAACUACGGUCAGCCAAUGCAAACUGCACCACUCCAGAAUUUAAAACUCUUGUAAUAAAAAGGCUCAGUAGCAUUUAUGAUUUGAGUGUACAUUGGACAUGCAUUAUACAUAAAAUAAAUUCUACUUUUAUGGACUUUAAA